Myxocyprinus asiaticus (Chinese sucker) is the source of this 1366-nucleotide messenger RNA. Its product is annotated as complement C1q and tumor necrosis factor-related protein 9. Gene Ontology annotation, molecular function: protein binding. Bases 133 to 813 code for a protein of 226 amino acids. The record is from RefSeq and is a predicted model, not a curated record. NCBI's taxonomy places the organism in Eukaryota, Metazoa, Chordata, Actinopteri, Cypriniformes, Catostomidae. The transcript has 4 exons.
ACACACACACACACACACACACACACACACACACACACACACUUAAAUCUCCCCCAUAAAUUAACACAGAGGAAGGUGGAGUGCUGAGGCUAUAAAGCAGAGCACAACACAGAGCAGAAACAGCCUUCAGACAUGAAAGGUGUAGCUGUGCUAUUCUGUGUGUUGUCAUUGGUGCUGGGGCAGGGACAGAUCUACUCCUGGGAUGGAACAGGAGAAACUCUUGCUCCAGAUCUCAUCAAUCCAUGUCUGACAGACCAGAACUCGUGUGGUUGUUGUGUGAUGCAGAGACAAAAAUGGCAGUUAGAGCAGUACUUAAACUCUAGUCUGAAUUCACUGGAGGACUUGCUGACAAGUGCACAGACUACACUCAGGAACAUCAGAGAGAAUCGGGUGGCAUUUUCUGUGGGUUUAACCGACAAGAGACGUUGUGUUGGUCCAGUAAAGAUGACGGCAAUAAAUGUGGUGUAUCAGAGCAUCUUUAUCAACAUUGAAGAAGCCUAUAACUCUACCACUGGUGUGUUCACGGUGCCACGGUCAGGCGUGUACAACCUGGCUUUAACUGUGUUCAGCGAUGCAGGGUCACCAGGCGCACCACUGGCGGUCUGCACCAGUAUCAGACGGAAUGGUGUGGCGCUAGCAGCACUUAAGGAGAUAUAUGAUCAAGACCAGGAAGACCAGGCCACAGCAGUCAUACUCGUGGAGCUUCGUGUCGGGGACCGUGUUUCUGUCAGUCUCCAACCUGGCUGCUGGCUGUGUGAUGAUCAGAAUCAUUAUAACACAUUUAGUGGAUUUUUGCUGUAUGCUACUGUUUAGGGCACACACACAGGCUCACACACACACAAGCUCUUACACAUACUUAUAUCUCACAAGACCGUGCUUAUGGCAAGUUACAAGAGUGUUGGAGUACAAAAUGUAAUGCAUGAUUUAUGUAAUACAACAUGGUUUUAACCCACAGAAUAAUACAUUGUCUUGUAAGAAAAUAUGGAUUUAUGAAAACACAUCUAUCAAAACUGAAGAUCAGUACACAAAAAAAUAGUUAAGAUUGUAGUCGAUAUUGGUCAAUGUUGUGUGCUGUAUAAAUAUAAAGAUCCUGAACUUAUCUUUUAUUCAUUUUUUUAACAGAAAUAUUAGAUAUUUCAACCAGGUAGUUAUUCAUAUUUACCAAUAUGUUAAGAAGAUCAAAGCUUAGAUUUCUGUAUGCAUAUAUGUGUUGGAUAAACGAGUAGAACAUUUAGUGGAAUUGUCGUCUGAUAAGAUUUGUUAGUUGGAAAUUUAGUUAAAUUUAAAAGUUACAUUUGUCAAACUAUAUUAAUGUACAAUUUUAUCAUCUGUUAAUCAAUAAUAAUCAACAAAUCUUUCUUCUUCU